CAACUCUAACUUACAAUCUUUCUUAUUAUUAAAAAAAACAAAAACAUUUCUAAUCUUUUUCACUCAUUCCAUGGCUCGUUCCAUUUUCUUCAUGGCAUUUUUGGUCUUGGCAAUGAUGCUCUUUGUUACCUAUGAGGUAGAAGCUCAGCAAAUUUGCAAAGCACCAAGCCAAACUUUCCCAGGAUUAUGUUUUAUGGACUCAUCAUGUAGAAAAUAUUGUAUCAAAGAGAAAUUUACUGGUGGACAUUGUAGCAAACUCCAAAGGAAGUGUCUAUGCACUAAGCCAUGUGUAUUUGACAAAAUCUCAAGUGAAGUUAAAGCAACUUUGGGUGAGGAAGCAAAAACUCUAAGUGAAGUUGUGCUUGAAGAAGAGAUUAUGAUGGAGUAAUAAUUAAGUGAGGUUAAAUAAGGAUUUUGAGUGUCAAAAAAAACAAAAUUAAUAAAGUGUUGCCUUUUCUUAUUAGGGUAGCUUGUGAUGUUGUGUUAGUAUUGGCCUAUAGUAGCCAUUUGACACAUUAAAUAAGUUUGUGACACAUCAUUAAUCCUUAUGUAUGUAUGUUUUAAUGAAAAAUGAUCGACUACGAUCUUUAAUUUUAUGUUUUACAUUUAAUUAA
Molecule: messenger RNA, 614 nt
Organism: Solanum lycopersicum (tomato)
Lineage: Eukaryota; Viridiplantae; Streptophyta; Magnoliopsida; Solanales; Solanaceae
Gene: TPP3
Product: defensin TPP3
Biological process (GO): defense response
Source: RefSeq, marked validated